GUUAGCGUAGGGACGUGGAGGUGACAUCAGACACACAGCGUAACUGGGGACGUGAAUCCCGAGGACAGGGAUCUUGGUGUAAUCGAGGUUUAUGAGUAAGAAUCACAGGAGGCUCAAUCUACUGAGAUGCCAAGCCCACGGGUCACAAGGGCGGCAAACGCCAGCACUUCUAACCCUAAUGGAAAAUUUGAGUUCAUGUCUCUGCUUACAAAUAGAACAAGUAUUCCAGAGCCAGUCUCGGCGCGACUGAGGACGUCUGACAGUCCUGUUCACCGCAAGGAUUCUUUUAGUUCUUCAUCUCAGCAGCAGCAGCUUCCAGAAGAAGACUGCAUGAAGUUAAAUCCUUCUUUCCUCGGGAUUGCGCUUAGGUCCCUGUUGGCUGUAGACCUCUGGCUGUCAAAGACGAUGGGUGUUUGUGCCAGGGAGGGCUCCUCGUGGGGUAGCGCCCGUCCUAUGAUGAAGCUGGUGGAGAUCUCUGGACAUGGUAUUCCAUGGAUUGUAGGAACAGUAUACUGUCUCAACAAGAGCGAGAGCUCUGCUGGCCGAGAAGUCAUCCUUAAUCUACUUUUUGCACUGCUACUGGACCUUAUCCUCGUAGGUAUCGUAAAAGGGAUCGUAAGGCGUCGACGCCCCGUGCAUAAUCGCAUGGAUAUGUUUGCUACGUUCUCCGUGGACAAAUAUUCCUUCCCUUCAGGCCAUGCCACUCGAGCAGCCAUGGUGUCACGCUUCAUUCUCAACCACUUGGUCCUCGCUUACCCCGUCCGAGUUCUGGUGAUGCUUUGGGCUGUGGUGGUCAGUUUGUCUCGGGUCAUGCUGGGAAGACAUAAUGUGACUGAUGUACUCUUUGGCUUUUUCAUGGGGCAUAUGCAGUAUAACUUAGUUGAAUAUUUCUGGCUCUCUCCAAGCACUUUACCAGCCCUAUUUAAAGCCUAGAGUCUCUAACGAACCAGUUCUCAUUUUUAUUGCAAUAUCCAAGCUUCAUCCUCAUAGCCUACAAACUUGACUAGGUUGUCCACUGCACCUUGCAGCAUUUUAGUAAACCUCUUAUACCUAUGAGGGCUCAAACACAUGUGACUAUUGGAAUAAUGACACUAGGACACAUUGCACUUCAAAUCCAACAACCUCUCUUUUGCAGCAUUGUCCUUUGGACCAUGUAUAUAACACAGCGGGGAAAAAUGAACGCCUCUGGACUGGAAAUGUAAUUGUUUCUUUUUUUUUUUUUUUUGUUACCCACUAUUUUGGGUGAUCUUAUUUUGUAUUACAUAAAAUCAGUAAUUGUUGAUUUUAUCAAAAAGAUAAAUUGCCUCAGUUGAACGGGUGAGAUUACUUUUUUAGGCCAGUAUUUAAUGGAAGGUUUUUUUUUGUUUUUUUGUGGGUCUUUUUCAGAAUUCUUUCUGCCUUUACAAUGUUGAAAGGGGGUGAUUUUUUAAUUAUUUUGUUAGUUGUCUUUACUAUGUUUAGAAUUUGUUAGUUCUCAAAAUAACUGAGCCAAUAAUGGAUAGAUGGCAAAAUGGUGGUGUUAGAAUUGCUUAUUUCCUACCAGCAUUGUUCAGAUCUUUCCAUGCUUUGCCAAUCAGCCUUAAUUAUCAUGUGCAUGAAAUGAUCCAGUUUUAAUAUUAUGGUGAAAAUGGUUUACACAUGAAUACACAAACAAUAAUCUGUGCUACAUUUUUUUUUCUCUAUAGAUUUGAAUGAAUAAACACUGGGAGUUCAUCUAAUGGUAGAUAACCUAAAUCGGACAACACAA
This is a messenger RNA of Bombina bombina (fire-bellied toad), 1747 nucleotides long. It is a transcript of the gene PLPP6, whose product is annotated as phospholipid phosphatase 6. Lineage: Eukaryota; Metazoa; Chordata; Amphibia; Anura; Bombinatoridae. Bases 127 to 933 code for a protein of 268 amino acids. Gene Ontology annotation, molecular function: sphingosine-1-phosphate phosphatase activity. The record is from RefSeq and is a predicted model, not a curated record. The transcript has 3 exons.